Coregonus sp. 'balchen' is the source of this 9584-nucleotide messenger RNA. Lineage: Eukaryota; Metazoa; Chordata; Actinopteri; Salmoniformes; Salmonidae. The record is from the annotation of a GenBank genome assembly.
AUGACCCCUCCCCUUACGAGAUGUAACAGGAUGCUGAACCAUCACUGUAGAAGGAACCCCGAGCUUCAAGAGGAGCUGCAGAUACAGGCAAAGACACUUAAUACCAAGACUGUCUACUCCACCGUUAGCAUUUCCCACUGGUAAACGACUGCUUAUGCUAGAGAUGAAUGCUAAUGCUCUUGGUGUGUACUGUCUUUGCUCCAGGCUGCAGUGGCAGCGGGGGAUGUGUACACCGUCAGGAAGAUGCUGGAGCAAGGCUACUCUCCCAAGAUCCGUGAUGCCAACGGGUGGACCCUGCUCCACUUCUCCGCUGCCAAGGGGAAGGAGAGAUGUGUCCGGGUCUUCCUGGAACACGGAGGUGAAUUCAAGGGCCUGGUGUUAGGGGGGAAAGGGGGUCUAUUCAGUCUGUAUCUGUUGUCCACAGGAGGUUGGGCGCACCUUCAUUGGGGAGGACGGGCUCCUGGUAAUGGGUGGAGCUGAAUCAGUGGAAUGGCAUCAAACACAUGGUUUCCAUGGUUUUCAUAUGUUUGAUACCAUUCCGUUUGCUCCGUUCCAGCCAUUUUUAUUAUGACGGCCAAGUGUUAGUAGAGAUACAGUGAGGGGAAAAAAGUAUUUGAUCCCCUGCUGAUUUUGUAUGUUUGCCCACUGACAAAGACAUGAUCAGUCUAUAAUUUUAAUGGUAGGUUUAUUUGAACAGUGAGAGACAGAAUAACAACAAAAUAAUCCAGAAAAACGCAUGUCAAAAAUGUUAUAAAUUGAUUUGCAUUUUAAUGAGGGAAAUAAGUAUUUGACCCCUCUGCAAAACAUGACUUAGUACUUGUUGGCAAUCACAGAGGUCAGACGUUUCUUGUAGUUGGCCACCAGGUUUGCACACAUCUCAGGAGGGAUUUUGUCCCACUCCUCUUUGCAGAUCUUCUCCAAGUCAUCAAGGUUUCGAGCCUGACGUUUGGCAACUCGAACCUUCAGCUCCCUCCACAUAUUUUCUAUGGGAUUAAGGUCUGGAGACUGGCUAGGCCACUCCAGGACCUUCAUGUGCUUCUUCUUGAGCCACUCCUUUGUUGCCUUGGCUGUGUGUUUUGGGUCAUUGUCAUGCUGGAAUACCCAUCCACGACCCAUUUUCAAUGCCCUGGCUGAGGGAAGGAGGUUCUCACCCAAGAUUUGACGGUACAUGGCGCCGUCCGUCGUCCCUUUGAUGUGGUGAAGUUGUCCUGUCCCCUUAGCAGAAAAACACCCCCAAAGCGUAAUGUUUCCACCUCCAUGUUUGACGGUGGGGAUGGUGUUCUUGGGGUCAUAGGCAGCAUUCCUCCUCCUCCAAACAUGGCGAGUUGAGUUGAUGCCAAAGAGCUCGAUUUUGGUCUCAUCUGACCACAACACUUUCACCCAGUUCUCCUCUGAAUCAUUCAGAUGUUCAUUGGCAAACUUCAGACGGGCCUGUAUAUGUGCUUUCUUGAGCAGGGGGACCUUGCGGGUGCUGCAGGAUUUCAGUUCCUUCACGGCGUAGUGUGUUACCAAUUGUUUUCUUGGUGACUAUGGUCCCAGCUGCCUUGGGAUCAUUGACAAGAUCCUCCUGUGUAGUUCUGGGCUGAUUCCUCACCAUUCUCAUGGUCAUUUCAACUCCACGAGGUGAGAUCUUGCAUGGAGCCCCAGGCCGAAGGAGAUUGACAGGUCUUUUUUGUUUCUUCCAUUUGCAAAUAAUCGCACCAACUGUUGUCACCUUCUCACCAUGCUGCUUGGCGAUGGUCUUGUAGCCCAUUCCAGCCUUGUGUAGGUCUACAAUCUUGUCCCUGACAUCCUUGGAGAGCUCUUUAGUAUUGGCCAUGGUGGAGAGUUUGGAAUCUGAUUGAUUGAUUGUUUCUGUGGACAGGUGUAUUUUAUACAGGUAACAAACUGAGAUCAGGAGCACUCCCUUUAAGAGUGUGCUCCUAAUCUCAGCUUGUUACCUGUAUAAAAGACACCUGGGAGCCAGAAAUCUUUCUGAUUGAGAGGGGGUCAAAUACUUAUUUCCCUCAUUAAAAUGCAAAUCAAUUUAUAACAUUUUUGACAUGCGUUUUUCUGGAUUUUGUUGUUGUUAUUCUGUCUCACUGUUCAAAUAAACCUACCAUUAAAAUUAUAGACUGAUCAUUUCUUUGUCAGUGGGCAAACGUACAAAAUCAGCAGGGGAUCAAAUACUUUUUUCCCUCACUGAAGGUGCUAGGGAAACACCAUGUCUGAACAGAUUCAUGAAGAAACACUGGCUCAUUCUCUAUUAAUAUCUCCUUGUUUGAUUCGAUGGUGUUCCAGGCUUCUAUGCACAUUUAGCCUGGUGACAAGGUCUGUGAAAGGUCCCCUGUCAGAAUCCAUGUUCACAAAGAAAAGGAGACUAGCGGAGGAAAUGGUUGUGACACAGCAAGGGUCUGCCAUAUGAUACUAUCUACAUGCAUCCAUUCAGGGGUUUAUAUCACUAAUCUACUCACAUAUUUGUUUAGAAUGAUAAUCCUUUCACAUGUGCUGUUUGUUUGAGAUAUAUUUCAUGUUGGUGCACCAUGACAGUGCAACCUGAAUCAAACUCCCCCCCCUUGAAUUGUUGGCCUAUAGAUGGCAAUAUAUCACCAGUCUGGGAAUGGCAGCAGUCUGUCUUCUCCACAGCUUCACUCCCAGGUCAUUCUAACAUGGCUAUAGGCUGUAGGAUGAAGUUGCCCCUAGACGCUGUUCUUGGGUCAGUUUGGCAUUUUCCCCACUAAUGGUUAAGGUUAGGAUUGGGGGAGGGGAAGCUGAUCCUAGAUCUGUACCUAGGGGAAACUUUACCCUAAAGCAGUGUGACAGUAUGCUUCUGAGCAGAGUGAAAAUAAUGUUCAUUUAAUGAGACUAUGAUGGAAUAGUGUUGCAAUUCAUUAAUUGUUUUAAUAUUUUGCUAUUAAAAUGUGUACAGAUUUGGAUUCCAAAUGAUGUAGUUGCAGUGAUGCGUUAAGUCCAGAGGGCGCUGUAGACCAAGUCUCUCAAACUGUUUUUCUUUGAAGAGCUCAUUAAACAAGUUGGGGGUUUAUUUUGUAUUAUGCGCUGAAAAAUCGAGACCGUUGAAAUGUAUGCAUAACCAACAGUGAGAGUAUGUUGUUACCCUUGACUUAAUUGUCUAAAAUAAUUUAACGAUACUGUGAAAAUAAUAUUUUUGCUGGUCAGUCAUAUAGCCUACCUAAUGGAUGCAUGUUGGAUAAGAGGGGAGCCAGCCAUUUUUAACAAGGCUGUUGAAUGGAAAAUUCCCCUCUGGAUUUAGCCUAGGCCCUAGCAGACAGUGAGGCGGUCAUUACCAGCACUCUCGGCAUUGGCUAAUUGAAAUAGCAGGACUUUAACCCCUGACCCCGCUUUCACACUUUAAUGUCUCACUGAUGCUAAUUGUUCUAAUGCACCAGCAUCUGCCGGCCCACUCUUUCCUUUCACACCACAGCAGGCUUUAAAGUGGCAAUUGGCAGUUGAAAUAAUAACACAGUGGUUCCCUGCCCCUGUUUUGGUAAAAAGCUGUGUGAUGGGGCUGGAGAACUGUAACGACCUUCAAAUUCAUAGACAGAGCUAUGGAUGCAAGGACUGACCAUCCAUGAUAUUAAAAUUAUGGUUUAAACCAUGUUUUGAGGCUAUGUAGUGUUUGUUUACAUUCACAUUGUUUACAAACGUUGGAGUAAAACAAGGUUAUAUUUUGGGUUCUGAUGGGGUAGGACAGUUGAACUAAGCUCAUGGGGCAUUUAUACGUUUUUAUAUUCUACAGAAAUCAAUGGAUACAUAUUUUAUAAAAUCAGAAAUGGAUGUAGUAACUGCAGAUCGCCCCAUUAAUCUGCAUUAUGCUGCUGUCACGCAAUCAUCCAUCCCUCUGUUUUUCUGUCUCUCUCACUUGCUCUUUCUUUGGAUCUCUCUCGCUCUCUCAGCCUGUCUCUCUCUGAGUCUGUUUGAUUGUUAUUUGUUAGUGUCUUAACUAAAUUGGUAUUUUUCUGUUAUAAUAAAGAGCCUGUAAAGACUGUCCCCUGUCUAUCUCCCCAGCUGACCCCACGGUAAAGGACUUCAUUGGCGGCUUCACGGCGCUCCACUAUGCCGCUAUGCACGGCCGUGCGCGCAUCGCCCGCCUCAUGCUGGAGUCGGAAUUCCGCAGCGACAUCAUCAAUGCCAAGAGCAACGACGGCUGGACGCCGCUGCACGUGGCCGCCCACUACGGCCGCGACUCUUUCGUGCGGCUCCUCCUCGAGUUCCGCGCCGAGGUGGAUCCCCUCAGUGACAAGGGCACCACGCCCCUCCAACUCGCCAUCAUCCGUGAGCGCUCGAGCUGCGUGCGGAUCCUGCUAGACCACAGCGCCAACAUCGACAUUCAAAAUGGCUUCCUGCUGCGCUACGCCGUCAUCAAGGGGAAUCAUUCCUACUGUCGGAUGUUCCUGCAGCGGGGUGCGGACACUAACCUGGGUCGCCUCGAGGACGGGCAGACCCCAUUGCACCUGUCGGCGCUAAGAGACGACGUGCUGUGCGCCCAGAUGCUCUACACGUACGGCGCCGACACCAACACGAGGAACUACGAGGGCCAGACUCCCGUGGCGGUGUCGGCGAGCAUGUCGGGCAUCAGCCGGCCCUGCCUGGACUUCCUACAGGAGGUCACCAGUAAGUCUGGGGCUACUGGGCUGUUAGUAGUACUAGGACCGUACCACUAGUGGAUAUAGACACUGCUUUUAAUAUCAUCUCAUGGCUUGACUGGGACUCAGCGUUUCCCCUAGAUUGCUUUAUCAGACAGGCAGAACGAUGAGGCCCUAAAAUUAACAUCCAAAGUUGAGUUAAAUAUAAUUGCCAAUGUAUCAAUAACACUUAACAUAUUAGUUGUUGGUUGUCAAAAACAUUUCUGCACAUCAGACCAGUAAAGUAUAUGAGGACUUUCUAUGAACCUGAAAAGAAACCUGGAGUCAAACAGGACGGGGCGAUGGAAACGUUUCAAUCCGCUACAAAAAGUGUUGGAGGGAAAUUGUAAGUUGAGAGGAGAAAAAUAACCUACAGAGACAGGGAGCGUUGCCAUGGCUUUAUAAUGACCAGUGUUCUGUUGGGGGGGGGGGAGGGAGUGGCACGAUGUUACCUGAAGCAGUAAUGAUUUUAGAGAGGCACAAUGCCCUGCUGCAUUCCUCUGUGUUUCUCACUGAACUUUGAUAUGGAGAUAUCAAAGAGCUCUCGGGUGCGUCCCAAAUGGCACCCUAUUCCCUAUACUGUAUAUUCCCCAUAUGGUGCUGGUCAAAAGUAGUGCACUAUGUAGCGAAUAGGGUGGCCAUUUGGGACGAAGACCUGCUCUGCUGUUUCAGACUGACAGCCAUGUGAAGUCGGACCCCUCUAUUCAUUCAGACCGUAGCAAACGAUCAGCCAGAUCACAUAUCCCCCCUUAUUGAUUACACUGACUACCUCAGUGGAUUAACUCAUCUGCUGCAGCUAGGAGGGCCUUGUUGAAGGGAGGAUGAAUGGCACCCAGCUCUUAUGAAGCUCAUUGUAUAUUAUGCCAUAGAUGUAUCAGUGUUUCCCUUAGGUUGUUUCUCAGGUGGGUUGGGUGCGGAGCAGAGCGUCGGUCCCCCUAGCUACAUCCAGGGCUGCCGCUGCCAACACUGAAAUCUCAACUAGAUAAAUGUAGAGAGAUUAAAUGGUAACGAGAAUGUAUGUUAAAAGUUGAAAUACAACCUAACGUGAUUUCACACUUACCUUGGCUGAAGUUGGUUCACCAACACAGAUAUUUCACCUGUAGUCUAUAAAUGAUUGUCUGCAAGCCUUUGGUUUUUAUUUUGUCUUUUUUAAAGGAGAACUGUGACUCAUCUUCUGAAUGAUUUCUCUUUAUUUAGACAGAAUGUGGAUGAAGGGGUAGCCUAUAGUUGAAGAGGGGAGAAAGUGUGAUGGUGUCUGGUCUCGGUAGACUGCAGCACUACCACCUGUCUGCGAUUUUUUAACCAAACCUUUAGUUCAGUUUCAGCUGGAGCAAGGAAAGGACAGCUUAGUUCUGGUGACUAGAGACAGAGAGGACAGUAUGGUUGUGGUGACUAGGGUGAGUGGGAGGAGGACAGUAUGGUUGUGGUGACAGACGGGGAGAGAGGAGGACAGCAUGGUUGUGGUGACAGACUGGGAGAGAGGAGGACAGCAUGGUUGUGGUGACAGACGGGGAGAGAGGAGGACAGCAUGGUUGUGGUGACAGACGGGGAGAGAGGAGGACAGUAUGGUUGUGGUGACAGUAGACGGGGAGAGAGGAGGACAGCGUGGUUGUGGUGACAGACGGAGAGAGGAGGACAGCAUGUUUGUGGUGAGAGAGAGAGGAGGACAGCAUGGUUGUGGUGACAGUAGACAGGGAGAGAGGAGGACAGCGUGGUUGUGGUGACAGUAGACAGGGAGAGAGGAGGACAGCAUGGUUGUGGUGACAGUAGACAGGGAGAGAGGAGGACAGCAUGGUUGUGGUGACAGUAGACAGGGAGAGAGGAGGACAGCAUGGUGGUGGUGACAGUAGACAGGGAGAGAGGAGGACAGCAUGGUUGUGGUGACAGUAGACAGGGAGAGAGGAGGACAGCAUGGUUGUGGUGACAGUAGACAGGGAGAGAGGAGGACAGCAUGGUUGUGGUGACAGUAGACAGGGAGAGAGGAGGACAGAUGGUUGUGGUGACAGUAGACAGGGAGAGAGAGGACAGAUGGUUGUGGUGACAGUAGACAGGGAGAGAGGAGGACAGCAUGGUUGUGGUGAGUAGACAGGAGAGAGGAGGACAGCAUGGUUGUGGUGGUAGACAGAGAGAGGAGGACAGCAUGGUUGUGGUGACAGUAGACGGGAGAGAGGAGGACAGCAUGGUUGUGGUGACAGUAGACAGGGAGAGAGGAGGACAGCAUGGUUGUGGUGACAGUAGACAGGGAGAGAGGAGGACAGCAUGGUUGUGGUGACAGUAGACAGGGAGAGAGGAGGACAGCAUGGUUGUGGUGACAGUAGACAGGGAGAGAGGAGGACAGCAUGGUUGUGGUGGACAGUAGACAGGGAGAGAGGAGGACAGCAUGGUUGUGGUGACAGUAGACAAGACAGGGAGAGAGGAGGACAGCAUGGUUGUGGUGACAGUAGACAGGGAGAGAGGAGGACAGCAUGGUUGUGGUGACAGUAGACAGGGAGAGAGGAGGACAGCAUGGUUGUGGUGACAAUAGACAGGGAGAGAGGAGGACAGCAUGGUUGUGGUGACAGUAGACAGGGAGAGAGGAGGACAGCAUGGUUGUGGUGACAGUAGACGGGGAGAGAGGAGGACAGUAUGGUUGUGGUGACAGUAGACAGGGAGAGAGGAGGACAGCAUGGUUGUGGUGACAGUAGACAGGGAGAGAGGAGGACAGCAUGGUUGUGGUGAGAGAGAGAGGAGGACAGCAUGGUUGUGGUGACAGUAGACAGGGAGAGAGGAGGACAGCAUGGUUGUGGUGACAGUAGACAGGGAGAGAGGAGGACAGCAUGGUUGUGGUGACAGUAGACCGGGAGAGAGGAGGACAGCAUGGUUGUGGUGACAGUAGACAGGGAGAGAGGAGGACAGCAUGGUUGUGGUGACAGUAGACAGGGAGAGAGGAGGACAGCAUGGUUGUGGUGACAGUAGACAGGGAGAGAGGAGGACAGCAUGGUUGUGGUGACAGUAGACAGGGAGAGAGGAGGACAGUAUGGUUGUGGUGACAGUAGACAGGGAGAGAGGACGACAGCAUGGUUGUGGUGACAGUAGACAGGGAGAGAGGAGGACAGCAUGGUUGUGGUGACAGACGGAGAGAGGAGGACAGCAUGGUUGUGGUGACAGUAGACAGGGAGAGAGGAGGACAGCAUGGUUGUGGUGACAGUAGACCGGGAGAGAGGAGGACAGCAUGGUUGUGGUGACAGUAGACAGGGAGAGAGGAGGACAGCAUGGUUGUGGUGACAGUAGACAGGGAGAGAGGAGGACAGCAUGGUUGUGGUGACAGUAGACAGGGAGAGAGGAGGACAGCAUGGUUGUGGUGACAGUAGACAGGGAGAGAGGAGGACAGCAUGGUUGUGGUGAGAGAGAGAGAGAGGAGGACAGCAUGGUUGUGGUGAGAGAGAGAGGAGGACAGCAUGGUUGUGGUGAGAGAGAGAGGAGGACAGCUGGUUUGUGGUUGACAGUAGACAGGGAGAGAGGAGGACAGCAUGGUUGUGGUGAGAGAGAGAGGAGGACAGCAUGGUUGUGGUGAGAGAGAGAGGAGGACAGCAUGGUUGUGGUGACAGUAGACAGGGAGAGAGGAGGACAGCAUGGUUGUGGUCCAGCCCUGCCCUGUGUAUGUGUGAGAGAGACUCCUAAACAUUUUAAAACUGGCAAUAAGAGGGUGUUUGGCCUUGAGAGCUGCCUGAUAAUUUGGGAAAUGUUUUUGAAAGGCUCAUUGUUGUCCUAUUUGAAGUGUGGAAUAAUCUAAAGUCACAGUGAAAGUGAGCUUACUCACCAGCUGCUUGUUUCAGUUUGAUUCAGAGUCGAACGUCAUGAAUCAAAGUGAAACAAGCAAAUUGACAACACUAGACAUGCUUGUCUGAUUCACCCUGACUCACCUGUAACAGCGUGACUCCCAGUCUUCUGUUCAUCCUCAGACUUUUCUGCAAGAUUAGUUAUCAAAACAUUAGAACGCUGAACUUCAACCUUUUAUUUCAUACACACGAUUGUAGAAUGACCAAUGCUUACUGUCCUUUUGUGCAAAAAUGACGAUCCACUUUGAUAUUUUUAACAGAUGUUUUUGUUUCUUUUCAGGACAACCCAGGACUUUGCAGGACAUGUGUCGGAUAAACAUCCGGCAUCGCAUAGGCCUCCAGAGCUUGACGUUUCUGGAGGACCUGCCCAUUGCCAAGGUCAUGAAAGACUACCUAAAACACAAGUUUGACAAUGUGUGAUGACAAUAGUUUUUUUAUAUACCCCCCGAACCAGGCAGACGGACAACAUCGUUCUCUCCUUUCAUCAAAGACUAUGCAAGCAUUGUGCUACCUUCCGUUGUCUGACGCCUGGAUGAUGUGGCGGACCAGGUUUUUGUACAACCUCCAGAGGUCACUUUGUAACCUCAGUUAAACACGCGGUUGGAUGGCAGAGACAGAGUAUAUUUCUCUCUCAACCGUGUUUCCACCGCGUUAGCAGCAUUACACCUUUUGGAUCAACAACUGAAUUGGAUGGACGGGGACAGGUGGCAAUGUUUCAAGUAGGGCUUUCUUUCAAUCAUGAUGAAUGGUUGAUGAAGUGGUGCGGUCCUAAUACGUGUUGUGGAAUAAAGCUUGUUUUGAUAGAAAUUAUGUUACCCAUAAUGCAUGUCCCGUGUCAGACUUCAGUCCACAUUAUGCCAAUUAUUUUUUGGGGAUAUUAAGUGUUCCUGUUUCCGUAGACGCCAAUAUUUUUUUGCUGUGGUAAAUCUGGGGAAGAUGAGAGAGCGAGAAAGGAUUGUCAGACACAUUAUGUUUUCAUUAUUAAGAAGUUUAGAACUUCGUGGCCACAAAUGGUGCAGAAUGGGUCAAUCUUGUGAUACAUUUCAAAUAAUCAAGUUAUCAAAACCCCUUAAUUAUACAAAUAUUACAAAAGCUCAGUGUUGAGUUACAGUGGGGAAGAAAAGGUAUUUAGUCAGCCACCAAU